Molecule: messenger RNA, 477 nt
Organism: Carya illinoinensis
Lineage: Eukaryota; Viridiplantae; Streptophyta; Magnoliopsida; Fagales; Juglandaceae
Product: zinc finger BED domain-containing protein RICESLEEPER 2-like
Exons: 2
Coding region: 100-477 (125 amino acids)
Molecular function (GO): protein dimerization activity
Source: RefSeq, a predicted model, not a curated record
UCGGAGCCUCCUUUCUCAGUUGAUCCUACUAUGAUUGAUUUUGAUUCUCAACAGAGUUUUUGGAUUGAGUAUGAGUAAGAAAUUAUUGAGUCUAAUUUGAUGAACAAAUCAGAGAUCGAUCAGUACUUAGAAUAUGGUUGUGAGGCACGAGCUCCUAAUUUUGAUAUUUUGGAUUGGUGGAAGAUUAAUGAAGUAAAAUAUCCUAUUUUGGCAAGAGUUGCACAGGAUGUAAUGGCCAUUCCUGUUUCUAUAGUUUCUUCUGAGUCAGCCUUCAGUGCAGGGGUUCGUGUGCUUGACCCAUUUCGUAGUUCACUAUCUCCAAGAACAGUCGAGACACUUGUUUGUACACAAAAUUGGUUGAAGGAUCCAAUACCCAUUGAUUUUCGUGCCUCCUUGGAUAAUAUUGAAAGCUUUGAGGCGGAAUUGGAGUUUGGUCCAAAAUCAAGCUUUGCUUAUGAUGAUAAGAUUGAGGAGUAA